This is a messenger RNA of Vitis riparia (riverbank grape), 1687 nucleotides long. Its product is annotated as proline dehydrogenase 2, mitochondrial-like. Gene Ontology annotation, molecular function: proline dehydrogenase activity; FAD binding. The record is from RefSeq and is a predicted model, not a curated record. Gene Ontology annotation, cellular component: mitochondrion. The coding region runs from base 38 to 1540 and encodes 500 amino acids. Lineage: Eukaryota; Viridiplantae; Streptophyta; Magnoliopsida; Vitales; Vitaceae. The transcript is spliced from 4 exons.
UAAAGUAUCCAAACGCCUAGCAUACGUUUCGAUAUUGAUGGCCAACCGUCUGGUCUCUUCCUCUAAGUUUCUGAAUCUCCGCUGCUUCGUCAGAACUCUCCACUCAUCUCCCUCUUCGAUUACCGACGUGUCUCCGCUCAAUUUAGCGGAGAAACCGGAGGAAACUACUCUUCUUUCGCCAACCUUUGCGACCGGCGCCACCUCUUCCACCUCCACAAUCGACCUCCACGAUGUCAAGGGUCUGUUUUCAUCCAUGUCCACGGCCAAGUUGCUGCGCUCCUCCGUCAACCUUCACCUGGCGACCUUGGAGCCCAUGGUGGAUGUGGGGAUGUGGGUGAUGAAGUCCAGAGUUUUGGAGACUGCUGUUUUACGUGAGAUUGUGUUGGGGACGAUACGGCAUACGUUUUACGAGCACUUUUGUGCGGGGCAGGAUGUGGAGGAGGCUUGCUGGACUGCGAGGACGAUUUGGAAUAGUGCUGGGUUGAGAGGGAUGUUGGUUUAUGCUCUGGAGCAUACCACCGAUAACGCCACCUCCGAUCGGAAUUUGGAGGGGUUUAUCCGGACCGUUGAAGGCGCCAAACCCCUUCCACCUUCUUCUGUGAGUUUUGUGAUAGCAAAGAUAACUGCAAUUUGCUCAAUCGAUCUGCUCAAGCGGGUAAGCGAUUUACUGAGAUGGCAACACAGGGACCCUUCUUUCCAUCUUCCAUGGAGGCAGAACUGCUUUCCGAUUUUUGCUGAUUCCAGCCCCUUUUAUCACACCCUUGAAAGGCCAGACCCUUUAACCCCUCAAGAAGAGAAGGAUCUCCAACUAGCCCUCCAGAGACUCUUCAAACUCUGCCAGAAGUGCGUGGAAGCAAACUUGCCUUUAUCGGUUGAUGCAGAGUAUACAUCAGUGCAGCCUGCCAUUGAUUACUUGACAUACUCUGCUGCCAUUCAAUACAACAAAGAUAAGAACAACCCCAUAGUUUAUGGCACAAUUCAAGCUUAUUUGAAAGACGCAAAGGAAAGAUUGCUUCUGGCAGUGCAGGCUGCAGACAAAAUGGGAGUUCCCAUUGGGUUCAAAUUGGUGAGAGGAGCCUAUAUAUCCUCUGAAACUCAACUGGCUUCUUCCUUGGGCUAUGAUUCUCCCGUUCACAAUAGCAUUGAGGAGACUCAUGCUUGCUUCAAUGGUUGUGCUUCUUUCUUGCUCGAAAGGAUCGCUGGUGGCUCAGGUGCUGUUGUUUUGGCGACCCACAACCUUGAAUCAGGGAAAUUGCUAGCCACAAAAGCGCGAGACUUGGGAAUUUCGAAGGAAGACCACAAGGUCCAAUUUGCUCAGCUAUAUGGAAUGUCAGAGUCACUUUCAUUUGGUUUGAGAAAUGCAGGGUUUCAGGUUAGCAAGUACAUGGCAUUUGGGCCUGUAGAGAAGGUGAUGCCGUAUCUCCUUAGGAGAGCUGAAGAGAACAGAGGACUCUUAUCUGCUUCAACUCUUGACAGACACCUCAUGAGAAAGGAGCUGAAGAGAAGGAUAAAAGCUGCAGUCCUUGGAGGUGAUUCCUAGAAAUGAUGAAAGCAGUCACCUAGCUCAUGAUGAUCCUCCAUCAAUAUCUGUUCGUAUAUAAUAAAAAAAUUUAUCAGUGCUUGUAUACGGGACUCUGAUGUAAGAUCCAUUUCAAUAUAUUGAUGUCUAUAUUUCUAAUGACGUUGA